CUCUCGGUCACAUCGUCUUCUUCCCUCCGCUGUAAUCUCUCUCUCUCUCUCUCCUCUGUGGGCGUCUGUGGUAUCCCGCCACCGCUGCAGCGGAAGGGGGGAAACAGACGACUUCAUUCAACUGAUCAGCCCUUCAAAAAGCAGACCUUAAUUUUUCCUUUCUUGGACAAACGAGGCCUCCCCGCAUGGCCGCUAGCGAUCGCCCGCCGGCGGUUUACUUCGACGACAAGUGGAAGCUGGCGCGGAAGGAGGCGGCGCCGUCGCGGGGCGGGAGGGCGGCGUCUCCACCGGCGUCGGCGUCGGCGUCGGCGUCGAGGUCGAGGUCGCCGUCGCAGAGAAGGUGCGCCUUCUCCAGGAGGUGCGCGAGGCUGGUGAGCGAGCAGAGGGCGAGGUUCUACAUCGUGAGGCGCUGCGUCACCAUGCUGCUCUGCUGGCGCGAGUACGGCGACUGACGGAUGGGUCCGCGCGCUCUCUGCUACCGUCGCUGUCAUCGAAAUACGUCCGCGGGCGAAGACUCCGAUGAUGAUUCGUACCUGGGUUCUUGAGAUCAGCCGGCCCUGAUCGUCGGUCUAACCAAAGGAAGGAUCUUUUUUCUUCUUCUUCUUCGUUUUUCGCAAGAUCUCGCGCCUGUCUUUUUUGCGCGACGGUUCUUGAUUGGGCUUUGAUCUGAGAACAAGAAGAAGACCCCUGUUUAGGUUUAGUUUCCGUUUCUUUUUUUUUUUUUUUUUUUUCCGUAGUGGCGUCCGAGGAAGAUAAAGAGUGGAGAUUUUGCGCAAUGCAUGUAGAGAUUUUCUCCCCCUCUCUUUUCUCGUUUUUCUCUUUUCGCUAAUCCAGUUCAAAUCUCGGGUUGAUGUUAGGGGCUUGGUUAGGAGAGGUGGAUGUAAGUGGUAUGUAACUUGGGAAAAUAAACGACUUUAAACCGCUGUGUAAAUGAUUCUUGGCUUCUUUCUGAUUC
Molecule: messenger RNA, 955 nt
Organism: Eucalyptus grandis
Lineage: Eukaryota; Viridiplantae; Streptophyta; Magnoliopsida; Myrtales; Myrtaceae
Exons: 1
Coding region: 186-452 (88 amino acids)
Biological process (GO): negative regulation of cell population proliferation
Source: RefSeq, a predicted model, not a curated record